AUGAACACAGGGAGGGGAAGUUGGGGAGCCGGCAACAAAGAGGCGGAUACAUUGCCUCCCGCGACAACACCGUUGGUAAACCCGGCGUUCGCAUACCGCGCGGCACACGAUGCCGUCAAUGAGCUGCAGCACGGACUGCAGGGCUACGAGCAGCAGGUGUCGAAGGUCAUACAACAUAUUAACACCCUCGCAAGCAGUGUUGAAUCGCUGCGGCAGCACUACGAGGCAGUAGUGGAGGAGCGUGACUACAUGAACCGCUCCCUCGAGGCGGCGGAGGGGCGCAUGCUGGACGUGCAGCGGGUCGUGCAGCGGUACGCCUCGGUGACGGAUCCUGUAGUGGCCUCCGACGGCUUCACGUACGAGCGAGAGGUAAUCACAAACUACCUCAACGAGUGCCAAGCCCUCAAGAAUGUGCCCAUGUCACAACAGACACACACGGAGCUGACGAUGCUGCUGUUUCCUAACCGCUCAUUCAAGCGGUUCCUGGAGCAGCUGAUGGAGACGAAGCCGGCUGACAUGCGCACCGACGUGGCCAGCAGUCACGGUAACCACAGCGGCAGCGCUAACGCCGCCGCGCAGGGCCGGGCAACAGGCAACGGCCAAAACAAUCACAGAAACGAAACAAACAGCAAAGGCGCCAAUGCGGGUGCCGCCGGCGGCGAGCGCCUGCACCCCUGCGUGCGUGUGUACGGCUACUGCAACUACAAGGACACCUGCGCCUAUGCGUUGUACCCGUACGAUGCGUGCCUUUCGCACUUGAAGGGAAAGUGCCGCUUCCGCUCGCAGUGUCACGAGCGCCACGUUGACUUCCGCGGCCCGCUGAACAACACGCCCGCCAACGGUGAGGGGCGGGGCAAUAGCGCCAACGCCGCAGCCUAG
Trypanosoma grayi is the source of this 879-nucleotide messenger RNA. RefSeq names its product RNA-binding protein. Gene Ontology annotation, biological process: protein ubiquitination. Gene Ontology annotation, molecular function: metal ion binding; ubiquitin-protein transferase activity. The transcript has a single exon. Bases 1 to 879 code for a protein of 292 amino acids. NCBI's taxonomy places the organism in Eukaryota, Euglenozoa, Kinetoplastea, Trypanosomatida, Trypanosomatidae. The record is from RefSeq and is a predicted model, not a curated record.